Indicator indicator is the source of this 3147-nucleotide messenger RNA. RefSeq lists its product as uncharacterized. The record is from RefSeq and is a predicted model, not a curated record. Gene Ontology annotation, biological process: protein deubiquitination; regulation of apoptotic process. Bases 1 to 3147 code for a protein of 1048 amino acids. The transcript is spliced from 20 exons. NCBI's taxonomy places the organism in Eukaryota, Metazoa, Chordata, Aves, Piciformes, Indicatoridae. Gene Ontology annotation, cellular component: cytosol; nucleus. Gene Ontology annotation, molecular function: cysteine-type endopeptidase activity; cysteine-type deubiquitinase activity.
AUGGUGCCAGCACACAAUGGGCAUCACAGAGCCCAACGGACAUGCCCUCGCAGGUCCCGCCCCCCCUUGCAACUGCAGCCAAUCAGCAGCGCGCCUCUGCCUCAGCCUGUGCCGGGACGCCGAGCGCGACGGACACGAGGAGGAGGAGGAGGGAGUUCAGUGGACUGGGACGGCAGAGCUGAGGCCACCGAGCGUGGCCACAUCGUCUGCACCAUGCGGAGACUGAAAAAGCUGGAGGAGGUGCUGGGGCCGGCAGCCAAGAGGCGCCGGCUGGAACUGGGUGAGGAAAGGGCUCUGGGCUGGCUGCUGUCUGCCUCGCCCAAGGAGUUGUGGCAGCAGAAGGCAGAGUCUGAGCCUGCCAGUCGUGGCCUCUGCUGCGAGGGGGAGCAGCCGUGGGGGAAGCAGCUGAAGCCCUGGGUCAAGGCUGCCAGCCACCGCUGCAGCCCCAAGGAGGAGCUGACCAGCAAACAGGGCAGUGACCAAGCCCCGGCAGUACGAGGGGACGGGGUCUCCGUGCCCCAGAAGGUGCCCUUCCCCGUGGGGCGCCUCUCCAUGCGGUGGGAGCGGCUCUGCGGGGUCGGUGCUGGGCUGCACAACCUGGGGCUCAACUGCUUCCUCAACGCCACGCUGCAGUGCCUGACCCACACGGCGCCGCUCGCCAGCUACCUGCUCUCCGAGGAGCACGGCCGCAGCUGUCACCAAGAAGGCUUCUGCAUGCUGUGCACGAUGCAGAACCACGUGGUCCAGGCGUUUGCCAGCAGCGGGCAGGCCAUAAAACCAGUGUGCUUCAUCCGGAACCUCAAGAACAUUUCCCAGCACCUCCGCUUCGGGAGGCAGGAGGAUGCCCAUGAGUUCCUGCGCUACACCAUCGACGCCAUGCAGCAAGCCUGCUUGAACAGCUGUGCCCAGCUGGAUGGCCAGAGCCAGGCCCCGACACUGGUUCAUCAGAUCUUCGGUGGUUCCCUGCGGUCCCGUGUGAUGUGCUUGGAGUGCAAGAGCACCUCGGACACCUACGAGCCUUACCUGGACCUGGCUCUGGAGAUCGGGGAGGCCACGAGCGUGGUGCAGGCGCUGAAGCAGUUUGUGAAGCCAGAGCUGCUGUGCGGGGAGAAUGCCUACGAGUGUGCCAGGUGCCAGCAGAAGGUGUCGGCCAGCAAGCGCUUCAGCAUCCACCGAGCCGCCAAUGUUCUCACAGUGGCACUGAAGCGCUUUGCCCAUGGUGGGGGAGGGAAGAUCACAAAGGACGUGCGGUACCCCAUGCUGCUGAACGUCCGCCCCUACAUGUCUGCGCGGUGUGGGGACCCCCUCCUGUACAGCCUCUAUGCAGUGCUGGUGCACUCUGGGCACGGCUGCCACACAGGGCACUACUACUGCUACGUGCAGGCCAGCAAUGGGCAGUGGUAUCGAAUGAACGAUGAGGAGGUCUGCUCUGCAGACACCCGAGAGGUCCUCAAGCAGCAGGCCUACCUGCUGUUCUACCAGAGGAUCCCCAGCCCCAGGAAGAGCUCGGAGGGGCCCAUUGCCGAGGCUGCCUCCAGCAUGCCCGGCUGCGCUGGCAGCAUCCCAGACGAGAGACCAGACCUGCUGUCGGGGAAGCAGCUGCCUGGGCUGGAGGAAGUCGGAGUCCCUGUGGCCCACAGCGCAUUUGGGACAGGGUCAGAGCUGUUGAGCGGAGCCACCCUGCCAAAGCUUCCUGCUGGGUCCCCACCACCCAGGGCAGAGGGGUCAGGAGACCCGUGCCAGGAUUAUUGGGCACAGCUGCAGUGCCUGACACGCAGCAGCAAGUCCUACAUCACCAAGCUGACCAUCCUGGCACAGCAGAACGUGGCCUUCGCCAGCAGCAUCGUCUCCCUGGUAGAGGCACAAGUGGCCGAGGCUCCUCCAUCACAGAAGCUCCCUGCUAUGUAUCUUAUGGAUUCCAUCGUCAAGAAUGUGGGAGGAGCAUACCUGAAGGCUUUUGCCUCAAACCUGGUUGAAAUGUUUCUCUCUGUCUUUGAGAAGGUGGAUACAGAUACUCGGAAGAGUUUGUUCCUCUUGCGCUCGACGUGGGAUGGGAUUUUCCCCCUGGAGAAGCUGCACGCACUGGAUGUCAGAGUCAAGUCAUUAGAUCCUGCUUGGCCAGUGAAACCUCUACCUCCAGAUGGGAAUGCUUCUGGCACCCCUGUGAGCCCUCAGCCUGCAGCUCCCUGGCCAGAGGAAUCCACUGCACCUACCUCUGCCACGGCUGGUGCCUCUGCUCCUCCAGCUCUUGCAGAAAUACCACAGCCUUUGAGACAGGAGCAGCUGCUGAGGCAGCAAGUGCUUGAGAAGGAAAAGCAGCUGUUAGAACUGCGGCAAAAGCUCUCAGAGCUGGAGCAGGCUCAAGCACAGGUCAGGCUGGCUGUGUCUCUCGGUGUUCAGCAAGGAUCAUCUCCUGCAGCUCCAGCUCCAGCCCCUUCCGAGCAGCACAUGUCUGCCACAGCUCAUCUGACAGCUAAAGCCUCUGCUCAGACUGCUGUGCAAGCUGAAGAGAACAAACCAUGGCCAAGUCCUCCACACUGUGGUAUCAAAACAGUCAGCAGGGAUCCCACACUUCAUUGGAUGGUCCAACAUUCUUCUCAUGCUACAGACCAACCUGAGAGGAAAGAAUUUCCAUGGGACACCAAAGGUCAGUCUGAUGCCCAGGCAAAGAAAGCACCACAGGCUGACAAACAAGAGUCAGCCAAGCAAGAGAAAAUGCAAGCAAGGGGAAAAACACAGAAGAAAGCACUUGGCCAGUCCGAAGUGAAAUCUAAAUCUUCAAGAGAGAAACCAGCCAAGGGUAAAGAUGCUGCACCCCAGGAAAGGGAAAGCACAAAAAUGUCUGAAAUCAGUAAGCGGCAUUCAAGGCUGAAAAGACAUCUCCAGGAUAAGUCAGAGGGUGAAGAGAAGGAGGUGAAGGAAAAAAGGAGCUGGGAGCGAGGGGACAUGGUGUUCUCCACCCUCAAGCUGGGCAUCUCCAUCCUCAACGGGGACAACGCUGAAGUGCAGCAGAAAAUGUUGGAGUACCUGAAGGAGAAGCAAGAGGCUGGCUUUGUCCAGAGCAUCCAGGCCCUGAUGAAGACCUGCAGAGGCGUGACCGACACCAGCACCGCUGGGCCCUCUGGUGCAGCUGCUGCCAGGAUUUGA